UGGAAGUGCCGUGCGCCGGCGCUAGCCCGGGCUGAAGGGUCGGCGCGAGCCGGAGCGAGAGGGAGCUCGAACCGGGAAUCCAAAGCCAGUGGCCACCUGCCCGCCGCUAAUAUGACCGCCAACAACACUACCGCUGGCUGCCGCUUCGCCGAUUACUUCGUCAUCUCUGGUCUGGAUCUCGAGACCGGUUUGGAACCGGACGAGCUCUCGGCUUUAUGCCAGUUCUUACAGGCUUCUAAAGGCAGAGAUGGUGCUGGCCGUGUCAGUUCAAGUACAGACGAAGGUGAAAACUAUGAGCAGAGUCCAUUGCGAAGAACUUUUAAAUCUAAAGUAUUGGCUCACUAUCCAGAGAAUGUGGAAUGGAACCCUUUUGACCAGGAUGCUGUUGGGAUGCUCUGCAUGCCCAAAGGGCUUUCCUUUAAAACACAAUCUGACAACCGAGAUCCGCAAUUCCAUUCGUUCAUCAUCACCCGUGAAGAUGGUUCCCGCACCUAUGGAUUUGCCCUCACGUUUUAUGAAGAGGUGGCUAGUAAACAGAUCUGCAGUGCAAUGCAAACAUUGUAUCACAUGCAUAAUGCAGAACAAUAUGACAUCCUUCAUACUUCGUCUACGAUCUGCAUAAACUCAACUGAGAGUAACUCUGAUAGUUGCAGUGAUAUACCUACAGGCAUGACAAAACUACAGCGUUUUAAUUCAUAUGAUAUUAGCAAGGACACUUUGUAUGUCUCGAAAUGCAUUUGCUUGAUUGCACCAAUGCCUUUUAUGCAAGCUUGUAAGAAGGUGCUUGAGCAACUCCAUCAAGCUGUGACUUCUCAUCAACCUCCUCCAUUACCACUAGAAAGUUAUGUUUACAAUAUACUGUAUGAGGUGCCUUUGCCGCCAGCAGGGAGGUCUUUAAAAUUUCUGGGUGUAUAUGGUCCAAUUGUUUGUCAAAGGCCAAGCACCAAUGAAUUACCACUUUUUGACUUUCCAAUUAAUGAGAUGUUUGAGCUAUUGGGUCUGGAAAAUGUACUACAGCUCUUCACGUGUGCACUGCUGGAGAUUCAAAUCCUGCUGUAUUCUCAACAUUACCAACGACUGAUGACAGUAGCAGAAAGUAUCACUGCAGUACUCUUCCCCUGUCAGUGGCAGCAUGUGUAUGUCCCUAUCCUCCCUGCAUCGCUCCUUCAUUUUUUAGAUGCUCCUGUUCCUUACUUGAUGGGUUUACAUUCGAAUGGGCAGGAUGACCGGUCCAAAUUAGAGUUACCACAGGAGGCAAAUCUAUGCUUUGUGGACAUAGACAACCAUUUUAUUGAACUUCCAGAAGACUUGCCACAGUUUCCAAAUAAACUAGAGUUCAUUCAAGAAAUCUCAGAAAUCCUAAUGGCAUUUGGGAUUCCACCUGAAGGGAACCUGCACUGCAGUGAAAGUGCCUCUAAGCUGAAGAACUUUAAAGGAAGUGAUGUGGUCUGUGAUAAGAAGAAUGGAAAUGUUGCUGGGUCAGCAUUGAACACUUAUGAAUUGCUAAAGGAAAAUGAGACCAUGGCAAGGUUGCAGGCUCUUGUCAGAAGAACUGGCGUCAGUUUAGAGAAGUUGGAAUUGAGAGAGGAAGCUGGAAGUAACAAAGAUUUGAAGGUUCACUGUGAUGAGGAGGAGCUGAAGAUUCAUCAGCUCAACAUCCAAAUCAGGGAAGUCUUUGCCAAUCGGUUUACUCAGAUGUUUGCAGAUUAUGAGGUGUUUGUAAUUCAGCCAAACCAGGACAAGGAAUCUUGGUUCAGCAACCGGGAACAAAUGCAGAACUUUGAUAAGGCCUCUUUCCUUUCAGACCAACCAGAGCCUUACCUGCCAUUCCUGUCCAGAUUCCUUGAAACACAAAUGUUUGCCUCAUUUAUUGACAACAAAAUAAUGUGCCAUGAUGAUGAUGAUAAGGACCAAAUCUUAAGGGUAUUUGAUGCCCGAGUUGACAAAAUCAGAAGUUUGAAUGUUAGAACACCAACGCUUCGUACAUCAAUGUAUCAGAAAUGUACUACCAUAGAUGCAGCAGAGAAGGCCAUUGAGCAAAGACUUGCAAAAAUUGACCACACUGCUGUACACCCUCAUCUGCUGGAUAUGAAGAUUGGCCAGGGAAAAUAUGAAUCUGGAUUCUUUCCCAAACUGCAGUCAGAUGUACUUUCCUCUUCACCAGCUAGUAACAAGUGGGUAAAGCGGAGUGCCCCAGCUCAGUGGAGACGAAAGGACAGGCAAAAGCAACACACAGAACACCUACACCUGGAUAAUGAUCAAAGGGAGUAUGUGGAUUGUCUGACGCCUGAACCGGAGAUCGUAUUGUAUUUCAACUUGGACAGGCGUAACCAGAUUACUAGGACCUCUGUAAAAUCUGUGUCUGAGUUUUAUCUGAAAUACAUACAGGAAGCUCGGAAUCUUGGAACGGGCAUGCGUCAGCCUAAGUUGUCCAACCUGUCUCCAUCAGUAAUUGCACAUACCAACUGGAAAUUUGUUGAGGGCCUGUUGAAGGAAUGUCGUAAUAAGACUAAGCGCAUGUUGGUAGAGAAAAUGGGGCGAGAAGCAGUGGAACUGGGUCACGGUGAGGUGACUAUCACAGGGGUGGAAGAGAAUACACUGAUUGCCAGUCUCUGUGAUUUGUUAGAAAGAAUAUGGAGUCAUGGCCUACAGGUCAAACAGGGUAAAUCGGCACUAUGGUCUCACCUGUUACAUUACCAAGAGACUAAGGGAAAAAAAGAAGCUGUAUUAGGAAGCACCAACAGCACAGGAAUCAUCCAAGAUCUGGAGAGGAGAAAAUUUGAUUGUCCUGCCAUGCCUCCCUUAAAGAUCUCUCUGACCCAGGAUAUGAGACACAUCCAGAAUAUUGGUGAGAUAAAAACUGAUGUGGGCAAAGCUCGAGCUUGGGUGAGACUCUCUAUGGAGAAGAAACUGCUGUCCAGACAUCUCAAGCAGCUCCUCUCAGACCAUGAAUUAACCAAAAAACUAUAUAAACGCUAUGCCUUCCUUCGCUGCGAUGAUGAGAAGGAACAAUUUCUUUACCACCUUCUUUCAUUCAAUGCAGUGGAUUACUUCUGCUUUACUAAUGUCUUUACAACAAUCAUGAUUCCGUACCAUGUGUUGGUCAUUCCCAGUAAAAAGUUAGGUGGCUCCAUGUUUACAGCCAAUCCCUGGAUCUGUAUAUCAGGAGAACUGGGAGAGACGGGUAUCUUACAAAUACCCAAAAGUAUCCUUGAAAUGACAUUUGAGUGUCAGAACUUGGGAAAGCUUACAACAGUGCUGAUUGGCCACGAUAACUCAGGGUUGUAUGCCAAGUGGCUGGUGGACUAUGUUGUUGUCAGGAAUGAGAUAACGGGUCACGCAUACAAGUUCCCAUGUGGUAGGUGGCUAGGAAAAGGGGUGGAUGAUGGGAGCCUGGAAAGGAUCCUGGUUGGAGAACUUGCUUCAGCCACUCAAGAACCUGAUGAGCGUCACUGUCGGACACCCCCUAUGCAGCAAUCUCCAAGUAUGAUCAGGCGAUUUGUCAAUAUAACGCCUACCAGCAGACAGAAGCUAAAUACUGGUCAGAUACAAGAAUCUGUCGGUGAAGCUAUUAAUGGGAUCGUCAAACACUUUCACAAGCCUGAGAAGGAGAGGGGAAGUCUUAUGUUACUGCUCUGUGGAGAAAAUGGACUCGUGUCAGCUUUAGAACAGGUGUUCCAUCAUGGAUUCAAGUCCCCUCGACUCUUCAAAAGUACUUUCAUUUGGGACUUUAUGGAAAAAGCCUAUGUAUACUUUGAGAGCUUGGAACGUAUUGAACUUACCCAGGAAGAGAAUUGGCAAACCAGGGCCAAGAAUUUUUGUAAGUUUGUUGCUGCUAUAAAUGGUGCCCCCAGGAACAUUGGAAAGGAUGGGAAAUUUCAACUUCUGGUGUGUCUGGGAGCAAGGGAUCAUCUGUUGCAUCACUGGAUUGCUCUGCUUGCUGACUGCCCCAUCAUCGCUCAGAUGUAUGAAGAUAUUGCUCUGAUUAAAGACCACACCCUAGUUAACUCCUUAAUUCGAGUGCUGCAAACCUUGCAGGAAUUUAAUAUCACACUUGAAACAUCACUGGUCAAAGGAAUUGAUAUUUAAAGCAAAUCGCCAGCAUCUAAAAGAAGAGUUUGCAGAAAUGGUGCAUACGUGACACAAAUUUUGAAAUUAAAAAUACAUGCAAUAUUGGAAUUCAGCAACUUGUUUUGAAGUUGCAAGAACUAUUCGCCAUAUUAUAUGUGCAGUGACCCUUUUUGAACCUGUACCUGAGGACACAUCAGGCUAUUCUAAGGUUUGAAAGAAUGCGCAUACACUCCGAUUUUAAUGUUUACUGUCAACUGUCGGUAGGUUUGCUUGUUGAAUAGUAAUGCUCAGCCUGUUCAAGAACGAUGCUUGUUUCAAACUUGUUUUUCUAAAGAAAGUAAAAAGUAUUAAGUUUGUUUUAUUUUUCUGCAGAUGGCCAAUACUUGCACUGUUAACUUGCAAUUUAAAUAGUGUCUGAAUUUUUAAAAAAUGUACAUAUAUCCAGUGCACUGAAUUGUGCAUAGCAUUUACUUUGUAGCUGCUUAAAGUGUACAUAUAUACAUAUGUUUGUAAGAAUAUAUAUAUGUGUGUGUAAUAUGUAUAAUAUACAAACAUACACAUAGACAGUAUUCUUGUAAAUUUAAUUGGAGUAUAGGUAGUAUUUUUUCAAAUGUUGAUGGGUUAAAUAUAAGAGACUGAUAUUGUUCUGAGAAAAUACACUCAUUUGUAUUUCUUUUUGAUAAAAAAAAUACUCAUUC
Messenger RNA from Carcharodon carcharias (great white shark), 4769 nucleotides. RefSeq names its product DENN domain-containing protein 5A-like. Lineage: Eukaryota; Metazoa; Chordata; Chondrichthyes; Lamniformes; Lamnidae. Gene Ontology annotation, molecular function: small GTPase binding; guanyl-nucleotide exchange factor activity. The record is from RefSeq and is a predicted model, not a curated record. The transcript has 24 exons. The coding region runs from base 112 to 4089 and encodes 1325 amino acids.